CAUCGAUAGCAUCCCAAGAAAUCAACCCAGCUGCAACAAUGAAAAUGACUCAGCAGUUUCUUCCCAGCUGCGCAUAAAAGAUACGUAUUUAUCUCCCCAUCGUUACUGCUUGGUGACAACCUCAAACGAAUUGAUCUGAGUUGGGAUACUUUGAAAGGAAUAGAACCAGUUUGAGCUGAACCUACGAAGGGCAUAUAAAAGAGUCUGAUUUAAGGAAUUUCAAAUCAGUUUCUAACCAGAACUUGCAGAGGCCCCAUUGAGUACCAUACAAAAAUCAUGAAGAUACUAGAAGUGGUUGUUUUUCUUACCGUGGUUGCACUUUGCAAGGCUGACUACAGUGAUAAGCAGAAACAAAAAUUGGAUGAAUUUACCAGCAAAUGUAUUGAAGAUUUGGAUUUACCAAAGGAUUCUGACCUUGGGAAGAAGUUCAAAUAUGGACAGUUGAAGGAAAAGGAUGAUGCAACUAAGAAAUUCAUCUCUUGUUCAAUGCAGAAGCUCAGUUUCAUGAACGAGACGGGGUCAAUUUUGGAGGAAAGCAUCAUCGAAUUCCUUGCCGAUAAGUACGACCGGACAAUGGCCAUGAACGUGAUUACAAAGUGUUCCAAAUUGAAGAAUGAAUCCAUGGAAGAUAAGGCAGCUGAAUUUUACGACUGUUUCUUUAUGCAAAAGUCAUUUGAUAUUUGAAGUAAGGAAAUAAUUGGUUAAUAAAUUGUAUUUUGAAGAUCUGAGGCAAUGCAAAUCAAUGACAAUGACAUUUACUUUAGCAUGUAUCACAAAUCUCAUUCCAUUGCAGGGUUAAUACGUAAAGUUAUUA
This is a messenger RNA of Aedes aegypti (yellow fever mosquito), 814 nucleotides long. RefSeq lists its product as uncharacterized. Gene Ontology annotation, biological process: sensory perception of smell. Gene Ontology annotation, molecular function: odorant binding. The record is from RefSeq and is a predicted model, not a curated record. The transcript has 4 exons. Lineage: Eukaryota; Metazoa; Arthropoda; Insecta; Diptera; Culicidae. Bases 277 to 684 code for a protein of 135 amino acids.